UUUCUACAUCAUCAACCUCACAACUCAAAACCCAUCUCUCAAUUUCUCUUCACUCUAUAAUCUCAAAUGGCAACUCCUAGACCGACCCACCAAAACCCACAACCCAAUUUCCACGACUUCUUCCCCGCCAUGGCGGGAAAACUCGGAGGAGAAGGUCUGAUCGACGAGCUCUGCAAAGGCUUCGAGCUCCUCAUGGACGGAGACAAAGGAGUCAUCACUUUCGAGAGCCUGCGGCGAAACGCGUCGGCGGUUCUUGGCCUCGGAGAUCUGACGGACGACGACGUGAGGUGUAUGAUCGAGGAAGGGGAUUUCGAUCGAGACGGUGCGUUGAAUCAGAUGGAGUUUUGUGUGCUCAUGUUUAGGCUUAGCCCUGACUUGAUGGAUGCCUCACGGUGUGUUGUCACGGAGGCCAUCGAGGAGGAGUUUGGUGACCGAACGCAUAGGCAUUGAUACAUAACCUUCUUUCUCCAUCAGAGACUUUGACUUAAUUCCCUUUUUUUUAUGUUUUUCUUGUCUUUUCGAUUAUUGUUGCAAAUUCAUUGAGAACAGUCAAAAAUAUAGUAUAUAUAUAAGAUGCAAAUUCAUUUCUUCA
Messenger RNA from Raphanus sativus (radish), 592 nucleotides. RefSeq names its product calcium-binding protein KRP1. The record is from RefSeq and is a predicted model, not a curated record. NCBI's taxonomy places the organism in Eukaryota, Viridiplantae, Streptophyta, Magnoliopsida, Brassicales, Brassicaceae. Gene Ontology annotation, molecular function: calcium ion binding. The coding region runs from base 67 to 450 and encodes 127 amino acids. The transcript has a single exon.